Molecule: messenger RNA, 704 nt
Organism: Vitis riparia (riverbank grape)
Lineage: Eukaryota; Viridiplantae; Streptophyta; Magnoliopsida; Vitales; Vitaceae
Exons: 5
Coding region: 167-586 (139 amino acids)
Source: RefSeq, a predicted model, not a curated record
UUCUCUUAUUUUCCCUCAUUUUCUCUCACUUUCUUUUGAGAAUUGAAGUUGGGUACGUCUAACUUUGAAGAAAGAUUCAACGUUUUGUUGUCGUUCUUCUUCUUCUUCAUCAAUCAGAAGCUGAUACUAUGAUUCACAUGGAUUAGGCAUUUUGCUCAAGAUUGCAAUGUCGUCAUCAACAUCCGACGUAUGGUUCUGUUGUGGGGAUUGCGAUAACAACCUUGUUCCUUUUAAUGGUCUCGUUAAGGAACUUGUUUCACAUCGCAAUAGCAAGAGUCGUUGGCUCCUCUUUCGCGACAAUGCUGGCUUGAAUGUGAGGUUUGAUGGAAGAAGGGCAAUUACUGAAGCGCCAGCCAGUGUGAAAUCCAUUCAGGUUAGAGAUGCAGGUCGGAGCACUCAAACUGAUAUGGCAGAUAUCCACUGUUCUAAUUGUGAAGGUCAUGUUGGAUGGAAAAUAAUUCGUGAGCGCAACAAUCACCCAGUAGUCCAUAAAGGCCAAUUCAUACUGCAGAGUUUUUAUCAGGAUAGUUGGGAGAGUCAGAUAUUCGCUCCAUGCCAUAAAACACAAGGAAGAAAACAUGGCUGAAAUUUCUGAUUCUGUUUGUGUUCCUUGCUAUCAUGGCUGUACGUAGACAAGAUUUGACAUUCCUUUCUUUUCCCAUAACCAAGUGAUGCAACUCAAACUCAAAACCUGAAAUGCAAUA